This is a messenger RNA of Xenopus laevis (African clawed frog), 2211 nucleotides long. RefSeq names its product protein EVI2A (gene evi2a.L). The record is from RefSeq and is a predicted model, not a curated record. The coding region runs from base 173 to 934 and encodes 253 amino acids. NCBI's taxonomy places the organism in Eukaryota, Metazoa, Chordata, Amphibia, Anura, Pipidae. The transcript is spliced from 2 exons.
AAAUCAUGGGUCCUUCAGACACAACUCCAAGAGAUUUCUUGAAGACACACAAAUCGUUUGCUCAUUUGCAUAGAUGAAGAACAGAUCAAGUGAGUGCACUUCUCUGGAUUCACAGCAAGGGUCAACUUUCUAAUUUUCUAAGGUACAUCAUUUACAGAGAUACAGCUGGAUAAUGCAGUGCCGACUGAGAACGGCUCUGAUACUUGGAGCUACUAUUUUACUGAGCAGCCAUGCACAAAGGAAUGAGACAGAUUUUCAGAGCACAGCCAACUCUCUUGCUUCUACUGCAUCUAUUGCAACGACUAUACUUUUUAACAAAACUGAGAACAGCACAAAUUCAGAAGAACCUUUUAGCAAAGAUAUAACAGGAUAUAAAGAAGUUAAUACAAGCCUAAUCCUAAACACACCUACGCAAAAAGUGGUAUUGAACACUGUAACAGAAAGUUCCCCGAUGAUUAAUACUGUUACAAACAACCAUUGUGACAGCGCGAGGACAAGAAAUAUGGUUCAGAGCAAAGCAUGUAUCUGCAAUGCAGACAAAUACAAGACUGCCCUAAUAAUAUGUAUCAUCAUUAUAGCUGUACUUGUGCUUGUUUGUGCAAUUUUAAUCAUAAGCUCUGUGGUUUUGGCAAAUAAAGUAUCACGGCUUAAAACCAAAUUGACACAAUCAAAGCGCCAGGCAAGAAGCAAUGGGGACUUCCUGAGUGCUUCAAGCAUCUUGUGGCCUUCGGGUAUGGAAACAUGGCAGAAGAAAUCACAGACAGCCACUUUAAAAACUGAGGAGAUUUCUUUGAAUGAUACAAACACAAGUCAAGAUGAGAAAAACCAACCGAUGCUGAGUUCAACAGACAAUGCAAUGCAAUCCAAAGAAGACAAAAGUAUACGCCUUGACAAUGAGCAAAGCCUGCCUUCCAAUUAUGUUGUGGAAAUAUAACAUAUUUUUUCUGAAAAUAUUUAAAGGUUGCAUGGUAACGUGUUGACUUUGGUUCCUUUUCUUCUUGUUGUUUAUAAAACCACAUCCGUUUGUUAAAUAUAUGUUUAAAGAAAAAAAAAGACGACAAAAAAAAGUGCUUGUUCCUUGUGUGGUAAUUUCCCUGUAAACAUAUUUAUGUUGCAAAGCUGUUGCUUCAAAUGUAUGUCACCCCGGAGUAUUUUGUGAUCAGAGAGAUUUUUGGGUAAUAAGACGUGAACAUUUUGGAUUUAAAUCACACAAAUAUACAUGUGCCAUAAGGCUUUAGGUCAUCAUACACAGGCUAAUAUUAGUUGGUGACUUGGCCCCUCUAAAAUGUGCAGGUAUCAAACUCCCAUAGUGCAAGGGCUACAUUGGACUGUUCAUGCGGUUUUCUCAUACAGAGACAGAUUCUUGGCCUUGUUUUGAUCUGAACGUUGACCCCGUGUGCAAAUGAACAAGCCAAUCUGACACACUUGGGGUUUUUAUUUAUAUAGAAACCUGGGUAGACAUGGAUAAAUACAAAUACCUGUAUACAUAUUCCAUUAAUAACGGUUUUAGUCAUCUCGAUACCUUGUACACGGUUUAGUAUUCUGGUACCGAAGUGAUCCAGGUUUUCGAAAAGCACUUUUUAAAGUUCUAGGGCUGCAUUGCCUCUGCUUAUAUUAUUAUUAUCCCUUUAGCUAUACAAGCCAGCAGGAUUUUAGGUCAUUAAGCUUUUUAGUAUGAAGCUAAAGCUGGCACGAUCACUAAAUUAGUGGAUCUAGGCCAAAUUUGUCCACCCACUAGCAGGGACCAAUCAGGUUAAUCUAUUCCUUUGUCCUGGGACCUGUGAUAGGAUCACCCAUUGGGAAGGAUAGGAUAACUCCAAUAGAUAUCGGGUCGAUUUUAUAGCCUUCAAUCGAGUGCUGCUAGAUCUGAAUCCUUUUUCAUUCAUGUGAAUAGGAAAUGAUCAGGGGUGAAUGCUGUCCACUGCCACAAGUAAAAAAAAAAUAAAAAUGCUGCAUGUGUGACAGCCCUAAGUUAACAUAUCUAUUAAGUACUAUGUUUUAAAUAAUGUGCUGGCAAAUCAAUUCAUCUAAUUUUUUUCUCAAUACAGUGAAACCUCGAUUUUAAGUACCCUGAUUUUAAGUUUUCCCGCAUUUACAUAUUUUAUUUGUGGACACACUAGUUUGUAAUGCAUUUCAAUUUGUGCAUUUCCCUGAAUUUAAGUAAUGUUUUCUCUGCUUUUACAUCAAAAUUUGUCCUGAUGUACACAAAAA